AUGGGGAAUUGUUACGAUUCAAGAAAGAAUACAGUAGUCUUAGCAUUUGAUUAAGCUGAAUAUACUCAAUUGGAUCAACAAUUCCAAUAUUACUGUGAAUUAAGUAGUGAGUAACGACAAUAAUAUUAUUAGAACUCGUGAUACUAAAUAACUCAAUUAACGCUCCUUUGAAGGCAUCUUCUCAGAAAAUCCUGCCUUCGGAAUUAAGUUAUUUAAGUUCCUUGAAUUGUACAGUGGAAGUGAAGGUUUUGUGAGGAAAGAACCCUUGUUUGAAUUCUGUAAUAUUAAUAUUGCCUACAAUAUAUAGUGGAGCUGUUAGUGAAGGAUGUUCAAACUUCGGUUCCAGCCUUCAAGAACCUAGAAAGAUUUGAAUUGAUGUCCUUGAUCACUUUGCAGAACUAUAGAUAUGUAAAAUCCAAAGAAGAAUUGGCCCAAUUGCAAUUAACUUAUCUUGAUACUCUCAGUGUCAUCAAAGUAUUCCUAUUCCACCUCAUCCUUUUAGGAUAUUAUUAAAAUGUUUCAACAUACUCAAAAGAAUGCACCAACUAAUGAGAAAUAUAUUAAAUCAUUAGUAGAUUAACUAUAUAGUAUUUUGAUUAUUCUAAUCUAGAAAAUGAAUCUGGCUCCUUGUCUUGGGUUUAAUUGAUGGACUUCAUCUCAAAGUAGAUGCCAGGAACUAAAUAUCUUAUCAAAAAGUAUUUUUAGGCAAAAUUUAUGGGAAAACAAUUUAAUGUAAUUAAAUUAUUUAUAGUCUCCUUCAGAAUACUAUUCCAGUUGUCAAUACUCCAUCAUAUUUUGUAACUGAUGAAUUGUUCUUCCAAUUAUUGUUGAGUACCUAAUCUGUGCUGACUGAUUGCAAUUAGUUGACCUUGUUGUAUUCAAGUGUUGCACAUCAAGGUGGGUUUAAUCAAAUGGUUCAGUCACUCAAAGGUAUUUUGAAUACUCAAAACAAUUAGAUUGUAAAUUACCUACUAUUAUGUUUUUUCAACAUGAAGAAAAAUAUGAAUAGAAGACCAAAUAAUAGAUAUUUGGAGCUCUCACAAAUCUUAGGUGGUAUGACACCAAAUAGUACUUUGGAACCAAGAAGGAUUGCAUUUUCAGUCUCUAUCCUUAUUUUAAGAUUUAUAGAUCCAAAAGAAGAGGAGAAUAAAACUACUGUUUUCUUGAUUCCAAUAAGGGAAUUGGUUUUGGGGGAAAGAAUGGAGAGGGAUACAGAAUCUGGAUUGAUAAAGACUUAUAGAAUUCCUAUUGCACUCAAACAGAUGAUUCAUAUGAAAACGGACCUCUCAUUCUACCUUAUGUGAAGAAACUGUAAAUAAACAUCAUUGAAAUCUGGGCCAUUCAACACCCUACUGAUGAAAAUGAAGAAAAUUUUGACAUAAAAAUAGAUUUGAAAGAUCCCCUCUUGUAACAAUCAGAUGAGGUCUAGUUUCCAAAUUCUAAUGCUGAUUUCUAUUGGGUCCAACAACAGAAAAAAGAGCAAAGUAAUUCAGGAUAUUAUUGGGAAAAUAGUAAUGUAAGUUGAUAUAUUAUAUAUAUAUUUAUAAUAAAUUGCCGCAUAAAUUAUUUGAAUUUAAAAAGUUUUAUGAACGAGCUAAGUGAAUAUCCCAAUAUUUAAGUAUGAUGAACUUAUAUGAUAGUUUGAUAAUAGUCUUUACAAUUCACUCAAAACUAAGGAUAGCAGACUGAUACUCAGAUAAAUGAGAUCAGCUAUUGAAGAAUUUAAUUAAAGUAAGCAUUUUGAUAGUGAAACUUUCACCAUCCUUUAUUACGGUGUGCAAUAGGUAUAUUUUUAGUCUAGGAGAUAGAUCCAAAAGGACGAUAUCUUAGAGUUUCUAGAGAAGGAAGUUCUAAAGAGACAGGAUGCCUUGGAGUUUGAGAUUUUACAGAUGAAAUUUUUAUAGGCAACUCUGGAUGAUUAAAAUAAAAACAGGAAGGAGAAUUUGUAUUAAUUAUAGAAGGAAACAUUAACAUCAUUUGGACAAUAUGAUAAACAUGGUUAGAUGGGCAUAGAAACAAUAUUAUAAUUUUAUAAAACAAAAAUAAGGGAGAACGAUGUUAAACAAUGUUUACAAAAUUAAGCUAGGAAAAUUAUUAGAAAAGAAAAUCUUCAUAAUUACAUUAAAAAUAGGUUGAUUCAAAUUGUAUUUAAUUCAGAAGAUUGUGAUCAACAAAUUUCAGAUUUACUAAUAUAUUGUGAAAACACUGCAUUUGUUACCCAAUUCAUUACCAUUUUAGCCCAACACAGUUUGGAAAUUUUAUAAAAUGAAAGCAAUUCUCUAAAACAAGUAUCUAAAGUUUUUGAAAGAGUAAGUGCUCAAUUGCCAAAUUUGUUUAAUUAAAAUUUGCCUGUUUUCUUGCAAUUUUACGAUAGCGAAGUAAACUAUUAAUAUCUAUUAUUAUUAGUGCUACUGUCUUAGAAAUGCCAUUAAUACAAUAAUCACAAAUAUUCUAACUGAACAUUUGAAUCCGUCUAAAGUAGAGUAGGAUGUAGAAAUGAAAGAAAACUAAUUAAAUCAAAGAUUAUUCCUUAUUUAGAAAUUGGCCUCAAGAAUCAUAGAUAAAAAUGCGUAUGCUAGAGUUCACACUUUAAAGAUGUUAAGAGUUGUAUGCUCAUAGAAUCUUAUCCCUCCAAACGUAUAACUUAUGAUGUUCCCAUUGGUAAUCGCAAGAGUGUAGGAUGUCUCUUCGAUGGUGAGAAAGGCUGCCUUGGCAUUUGUUAAAUAAAUAACAAAGUACAAUUUCAAAAUAUAUAGAAUUCAAUCAGAUUUAUGAAAAACCUAUUUGUUGAUGGGUUAUAGAUGUAAAAUUUCAUGAAGAUUACUGACAUCAAAGAGUAAAACGAAUAUUUAGGAACUGAAAUUCAUAAGACCUUAAUAGCCAUCGAUUAGAUAUUAGAAGAUAAAGGCAAUGCGCAAACCGAAGCAGAAUUCAAGGAAUUAGAAGAUGAAGAAAAUCUAGUUGUCUCUAAUUUGAGAGAGAAGAAGAAAUUGCAAUCUGUGUUCAUUCAAUAUCAAGAAUUUAUGGAACUCUUACAAAAGUUAUUGCCAAAUAUUGAAUUACUAUUAAAUAGCAAAUGCAUCACUGACAUUUAUAAAGCCAUCUCUCUUAUUAGUUUUUUAUUUAAAUAGAAAAUAGAAAAUACUGAUGUUGGCAUCAUGAAGAUGUUGAUUCACUCUAAUAACCCUUAAAUAGUCAAUAAAUUAGCUAAAAAGUUCCAUAUGCUAUUUAUCGAAAAUGAUAAUGAUUAAGUUCCAAUUAAUAAUUUGAUUCAUUUAUUAAAAAUUUCAUCGCCAAAAGAACAAAUUUACCUUGAAGAACUUAUUCGAUAUAUGAUCAAAUAGAAAAUGAUACAAGAAUCUACGAUUGAAAUCGUAUGGACUAACUUUAUGAGAAACUAUACUACUAAUCAACACGAAUAAUUAAAUUAGUAUUCUAAACUUGUAAGAGUUAUGUUUGGGUAGCAAUCUAAUCUUUUAACCAGAAUGAAAUUAGAUCAAAUAAGUAAAAUCAUUGAUGGAUAGAAAAAAGAAAUUAAUUGGAUCACUGUUAUAGAACUGGCGAAAUUAAUUUAUUAUUUAGAAGACAAAGUACUUGUUAAGAAAUAUUUCUAAUAAUUUUCCUUAAUUUUAUAUUUCUAUUUUGGAACACCAAACAAUUUGUGGUUUGUUGCUUGCUAAGAGAUUCUAAAUUUGAUUUAAUUUUUACCUGUUCCAGAGAGUAUUUAUGAUUACAUAAUUAAAAAGUUCAGUUUCAAAGUCUUUUCUAUGGGAAUGACUCCUAAAAGAAGGUAAAUCUAGAUUAUUAAUCUAUUUAGCACUCAAGAUUUUCUCGAAGAGGAAUCCACUUUAGUAUUUAAUAAUUAAUGUAUACAACUCAGCCAAUUAUUAUUUAUUGUGGGUUAGUCAGCUCUGGCAAUCAUUCUUCAUAUUGAUGAAAUUGAGAAUCAAUUAAGUCAUUUAAGAAAUGUAGAGGAAGCCAAAGAAAAUGAAUUGGACAAAAUAUAAGGGGGUUGCGAAGAAGAAUACGAAUAUAAUUGCGUAUAUUUAUAGACUUUAUGCAAAUAAAGUAUGUUUAUUAAAAAUAUCAAUAGGCGUGAUUUAAAGAGGAUUCUACUAAAAUUAUGCUCCAAUAGUCUUGGAGAUAUUAGCUGAAAUCGAAGAAGAGAAUGUAUAGUUGACAAUAUUGCAUAAAUCUGCAGGUUUAUGCUUGUGUAAAUUUAUGUGUUUAUCUGAAUAAUUUUGCGAAGACCAUAUAGAGAAAGUGUUUCGAUUAAUUUAAAAUCCAAACUCAGAUGGAAUAUUUAAGAACAAUUUAAUAGUUGCUAUUGGUGAUCUAUUGCACAGAUGGCCAAAUACAGUAACAUCUUAUUGUAGAUAACUUUUUGAUGGAUUAAGCAAUUAGGAUUUUAUUGUAAAAAAGACUUCAUUAAAUAUGCUAUCCCAUUUGAUAUUAAAUGAUAUGAUUAAAAUCAAACGUGAAAUCACUGAUAUAGCCAUGUUAUUGACUGACCCUGAUGAAAACAUUUAAUAAUCAGCUAAAAGAUUCUUCUUCCAAUUAUAGAAGAAGGAUUCAAGAAGAAUACUCAACAGUUUACCUGAUAUCAUAUUUACUAUGUCAAACGAAGAGAGUCAUGAUAAAUAUAAAACGUUUCUCAUGAACACUUUGAAAUACUUAGAUAAAUAGACUGAAUAAUUGGUUGAGAAAUUGUUGAGAAGACUAAAGGAAAAUAUCAAUGAUUUUGAAGUUUAAAACAUUGUUUUCACCUUGUCCAAACUCUAAAUGAAGGAAUCCUUAGCAAGAAAGUUUUAUGAAUGUUAUCCCUAUUAUUAAGAAAGAUUAGAAAAUCCAUAGAUCAAAGAGUAUUUCUAAGUUAUAAUCUAAAAAGUAUAUUUUUAUUUUAUGAUUAGUUAAUGAAAUGUGGGUUAAAUUAAGAAAACAAAUAAAUAUUAUAGGAAUUCGAGGAGUUGCUUAAUCGAGGUGAGACCAAACGUAGAGUAUUAGGAUCCAAGAAUAAAUCAUAAAAAUCAACUAGGUCUCAUACAAAUUCACAAAGAUCAAUUGGAUAUACUAAUAUCUUAGAUUAGUUAUAUACUUAAUCUACUGAAUUUUGA
This is a messenger RNA of Paramecium octaurelia, 5114 nucleotides long. The record is from the annotation of a GenBank genome assembly. NCBI's taxonomy places the organism in Eukaryota, Ciliophora, Oligohymenophorea, Peniculida, Parameciidae.